GCUUAGAUAACUUACGCCCAGUUCUACACAAUAUAAAACCUAGAAAAUUCCCUCUUAUUCACAAAAACCUAUGGCAAAGAUGGAGUGUCAACGAAUACUAAGUUUAAUACUGUCUAUGUACGUGUGCGGGACCUUUGGGCAAUUACCAUUACCUGAAAAAGCCUCUAUCGAUAAUAGUUUGUUACCCAGUACUGUGUCAGGUAGAGCGUCCAACGUCCUACGUGACAUUCUGAAUCAGGAAAGUCUGGUCCGCUUCUCUAUGGUUCAAAAAAUACAAAGUCUGGUGAUGGAUGCAAUAGACAGCAAAAACGAUAAGCAACUUAUAAAGACGAAGCUAAGUGAAGUGACGAAGGAUUUACAGGAUAUGGAGACUAGAAACCGAAUAAUGGAGGAAGAAAACGCCAAACUUAGAGAGGAAUUAAAGAUGGUAUAUGGGACGGUGAAUGACAAUAGUAACUUGACAAAGGAAGAAAUUCAAAAUCUGGAUCAGAGAAUGAACAAUAAGACUUCAGCUCUCCACGAUGAAAAUCUUAAACAAGCCUUGAAAAAUUCGGAUUUUGAAAAACAGUUUGAUUUAUUAAAUAAGACCAUAAAGCAAAUGGAAAGAAAUGUUCGAAAAGAUAUAGAGACGUUGAAGUCAUCGGACAUAAGCACAAUGGAGAGAAUAGACACUCUGAAUAAAUCCAGUGUAAUAGAAGUAAACAAGAAUUUCCAAAAAAUAAAAGAACUUGAUGAUAGCUUUCGAAAUAAAAGUCUGGUUCUGGAAAACACUGACCGAGGACUUAGUCAAGGAAUGGAGGCUCUCCAAGAUCAAAUGAAUGAAAUGAACGCGACAUUACAGAUCAGUGGCGAGGAAUUACUCGCCAGACAGAUUAAGAAGAUAGAGGACAAGUUCGAGAGUUUUGCAGUGUCUGUAAAUGAAACGAUCAACAACAAUCGGCGGGUUCUGAAUGAAUUGAACCAGUCCUUGUCAGAAGCGCUUUCAAUGAGUUGUGGUAGUUGUUGGGAAAUUUUACGGAAAUACCCGUCUUAUAAGGGAAGAAAUGGUGUAUACAGAAUAUUCGUAGGCUCUAAAGUAAAGUCUGUUUACUGUGACAUGAGCACUGAUGGAGGAGGGUGGACGGCUAUACAAAGAAGACAAGACGGUUCUACAGAUUUUUACAGGACGUGGUCAGAAUAUAAACAAGGAUUUGGGGAUCCCUCUAAAAACUACUGGAUCGGAAAUGACGCAAUGUAUGAGUUGACAAAAAACAAUGAUCAGGAACUCCGGGUUGAGCUACAAAGAUUUAAUGGUGACAAAGCAUACGCUUAGUACUCCACAUUUUAUGUCGGGGACGAGGACACUAAAUACAAACUCACUGUGUCCGAGUUCUCAGGAACUGCAGGUGACAGUUUGACUUAUAACAACGGAUCUAGAUUUACUACGAACAACCAGGACAACGACAAAUUUAAUCCUAACGACAUCAGGAUUUUCGAAAACUGUGCUAAAGUAUAUCGCGGAGGCUGGUGGUACAGAGACUGUGCCGCCUUCGCAAACCUGAAUGGAGAGUACGGAGGGUCUUCAGUGUAUGGUAGUCAUUACAUGAUAUGGUAUCACUGGAAAGGAUAUAAAGCAUUAUAUCAGACUGUGAUGAUGAUCAGACACAACAACUAGAAUUAAACUAAUGUAUUAUGAAAAAAAAUUUAAAUAAUCAGUUUCAUAAUGAUUAUAAUUAAAACAGUAUAAGCAAUAUUUUAGUAUAAUUUACUUAUCUCACUAAAUGAUGUAGAUUGGUGCAACGGACAGCUACUAUCUGUUUCUUUUAAUAGAAAUUUGUAAAAUUAUCAGUU
This is a messenger RNA of Saccostrea cuccullata (small rock oyster), 1830 nucleotides long. Its product is annotated as angiopoietin-2-like. The transcript is spliced from 5 exons. Bases 71 to 1312 code for a protein of 413 amino acids. The record is from RefSeq and is a predicted model, not a curated record. Lineage: Eukaryota; Metazoa; Mollusca; Bivalvia; Ostreida; Ostreidae.